This is a messenger RNA of Salpingoeca rosetta, 1739 nucleotides long. RefSeq lists its product as uncharacterized. NCBI's taxonomy places the organism in Eukaryota, Choanoflagellata, Craspedida, Salpingoecidae. Bases 140 to 1564 code for a protein of 474 amino acids. The record is from RefSeq and is a predicted model, not a curated record. The transcript has 8 exons.
CCACUCCACUCACACUCGCUUCCACCACUCGCAAUCGCUUCGACCAGACGCACUCGCUUCCAACCCUCACUUGCUAUCCACACCAGCACCAACCACCCCCCUCCCCUACACAUACAUACACACACACACACCGCGGAUCAUGCACUCGACAAAGAAGCGCCGUCGCAACAGUCGCGGACGCCGUCGCGGGCCUGCGACGCCAGCAGCACACAAGGCGCGGCAAAUUCGUCUUGCACGCCGCUCCACAAAGUCGCCAUCGCCCAUCCCGCCACCAAGCCCAUCCUCCAUGGACACCAUCACGGGACCAAGCGACAGCCGGUCCAACAGCGUUGCUGUUGCUGAUCGUGGUGGUGCUGACACCGCCACAAUCACAGCUGUUCCCCGUGUCAUGACGCCGACCCUGCUUCGCAAAGACAGCCUUUUCCACCACACGUCCUCAUCCGCACAAGGCCGCAAGCCCACCAUCUGGAUCUCCGCCCUGCAACACAUCGCCAUGGUUCGCGAUGGCAUCCUGGACACCAUUCUCCCUGUGAGGCGGGAGUACCGCCGUGUUGCAGCGGAGCUCGCGGAGAAAGAGGACUUGCUCUCAGAGGUGACGGCACACAAUGAGCGCCUGCAAGGUCUUCUGGUUGACGCGCUUGCAAACCAGCGGGAAGACGUGCCCACAACAGAUACGGGCGUGCAGACAGAUGAGCGGCUGCUGCGGACAGCGCUGGCAAAGCCGCGACGCACGCGCUCACAUGCAACGCAGACACACACGGUGAAGAAGGCCACGCAAGCCACGCAGACAGCAGCAGUCCAGAAGGCGGCCACAACAACGCCGCGGAGGGGCCGGUACAACGUCAUUCCAGCCCCCGUCUUCCAACCAACCAAGACGGCGUCCACGCAGACCAUUUCGCAAUCACGCGACACGCGCUCAUACAAGGAGGCGGUGACGCACAGAGUCGAUGAACCGCUGCCUGCGCCAUUGCCAGCGACAGCAACAGCAGCAGUAGCAACCAUCACCACCACCACUUCUCGUGGUACAGGCAUGUCACCGCAGCCCACAGUUGCACCGACAACCACAGUUGCACCAGUGCCCCCGCCACCUGCCCCUCCGCUUCCCCCUACCACAACAGCUACGGUAGCACUAGCUGCACCACCGCCACCCCCACCCAUGCCGCUGAAGCUGCCGACACUCCAGCCGAGUACACCGACACAGAUUAAGCGGUCGGCAAGCAAGGUCAAGGUGGCUGGCAGCCCCCUCAAGAAGCGGGGUGUGCUCCGGCCUCUGAACUUCUCACGGGACCAGCUCACCUCUGCGCGUCUCAAACCGGUGACCAAGACCGAGACGCCCUCGCCAAUGAAGGUUCCUUGCAUCGAAGCCAGCGCCGUGCAGCGGGCGCGGCUCGGCCUCCGCAAGACGACUGGUGAUCGGUCUCCGGGCGGAACCCCGCGCAAACACGCGAGCACUGGCGGCGGCACAGGCAUCCUGCCCUCUCUCUACGCCGCGCUGGUGGAGAAGUUCCGCAACGUCCGCUCGCCAUCAUCACGCGAUAGUUCGACGGCGGCGUCACCAGCAUGAAGCAUUAGGGCAGCAGGACAUGUUGGCAUGUGCUCGGCUCGUGGAUCCCUUCUGGAAGCUCGUCUGUUCUUUCAUGUGCAACAUGGUGCAUCACACACAUCACACACACACACACACACACACACACACACAAUUGUCACCAGAAAACCGUAACCGUGGUCCAAGUAAACGUGAG